AUGUCUCGCUUCGCCAAUGCCGACUGCGAGUGCGGCUACUCCCUCGAUGGAACCAACAGCACAACGUCUGAGGUCUUCACUGAUCUUAUGGAAAACGAUUUCUUACACACCAGCGGCGACAAUAUCACAACAUUCGGUUGGCAGCCACAGGAGUACAAUGUCUCGGCCAAGGAUGCGCGAGGACCAUAUGGCAAAGAGUUCGAUGUCGCAAAUGCAGAGCUGAACCCGUUGAAAAACGGUCAGGCAUGGUCAGGCGACUCGGUGAAUGGCGGUGACGCAGGAUUGAAGCUGUGGGUUCGCGGUGACCAUUCGCAUGGGUUCAUAAGCGGUGCAGAAUUGGCUACAUUCUACAACAACUCGCAAGAGAUCGAUAUGGAAUUUCUCUCCAGGCAGUUUAACGAAUCCCAAGGAACAGUCCAACUAGUGCUGCAAUCUCCUCAGUCUGUGCGAAACGGUUACGACGCGUCCGGCACAGCCGGAUAUCAGGUCCAGCAUCUUCCAUUCAGACCAGAUGAGAAGUUCCACGAGUACCGCUUUGACUGGACGCCCGGCAGUGUCAUCUUCUACGUCGACGGCCAGAUCAUGCACGAGAUGACCCAGAACAUUCCAAGCGACCCCGGACAUAUGUUCAUGAACCACUGGAGCAACGGCGAUCCCCUGUGGUCGGCAGGACCUCCAGGACAGGACACGUCGAUGACUGUAUCGUACGUCAAGACGUACUUCAAUUCGACUGACCUGUCACGAAAUGACAAGCAUAAGAAGCAGUGCCCGACCUUUGAUCCCUCAAAGGUUUGCUCAAUACCAGCGCAGACUGUGGCGCCUGACGGCAACGAUGCUCAGACGUACUUCUUCUCUCAGGAGGACGGCAAAACACCUGGACAGACCAUAUAUCACACAACGAACGGCAACGGUGCCGGAAGGCUGUUCAGCGUACACAUCACGUAUAUCUCGAUCCUCGUCGGUUUCUUGAUCUGGGAAUUACUGUAG
This is a messenger RNA of Didymosphaeria variabile, 987 nucleotides long. RefSeq lists its product as uncharacterized. The record is from RefSeq and is a predicted model, not a curated record. Gene Ontology annotation, molecular function: hydrolase activity, hydrolyzing O-glycosyl compounds. The transcript is spliced from 3 exons. The coding region runs from base 1 to 987 and encodes 328 amino acids. Gene Ontology annotation, biological process: carbohydrate metabolic process. NCBI's taxonomy places the organism in Eukaryota, Fungi, Ascomycota, Dothideomycetes, Pleosporales, Didymosphaeriaceae.